Molecule: messenger RNA, 1120 nt
Organism: Arachis stenosperma
Lineage: Eukaryota; Viridiplantae; Streptophyta; Magnoliopsida; Fabales; Fabaceae
Exons: 1
Coding region: 212-751 (179 amino acids)
Molecular function (GO): protein binding
Source: RefSeq, a predicted model, not a curated record
AACCUGAUAGCGAUUUCACGCUUUGGGGAAUUCGAACACAUUGAAAUCGGAGCCCCUACAGAGAAAAGGAAAUGCAAAACGGUACUAAGAUCCGACCCGAAUUCAGAUCCAGUCACAAACCCUGAUGAACGAAAACGCAAGAACAACACAACGCAAUCCCUAGCUCGAACCCUCGUUCCGUUUCCCUCCUUUACUCCACAUCGUCGCACUCAUGACCGUCGUCACGCGGAAGCGACGCCGCGGCACGACGACGAGGCUUCAAGAUCCCUCUCCUUCUCCCCUGGCGGUGGCGCUGCCGGAGGAUCUGAUGAUCGAGAUCCUGUCUAGGGCUCCGGUGAGCGAUCCGCUUCAGCUGAGGUGCGUGUGCAAGUGGUGGAAGUCGCUCGUCUCCGAUCCGCAGUUUGUGAAGAACCACCUGUCACGGUCGAUCGCGGAGAUCAACGAUCUCGCGUCGAAGGCGUUGGAGGACAUGAUCGCGUUCGAGCUCCAGCUGAAUCAUGCGCCUCCCCCUCCGGAGCCGGAUCCGGAAGAGGAGGAUGGUGCGGCGGCGGAGGAGGAGGCGGAGGAAGACGCGGCGGAGGAAGAAGUUCGUGCGAUGAGGAAGGAGCUUGAUAACAUGUUAACGUUGGUUAGGUCCUUGAAACAAAGCUUGGAAACCAUAAAAGUGGAUGUGCAAGAAAUCAUGAGUCGAAUGAGAUGCCUCCAAAGCUUUCUCCAGAUUUAUCUCAAAACAGCAACGCAAUCUCAAUGAUCUCUCAAUCUUCUCCUGUAAUUGAUUUUUCUAACUGUUCCUUUUUCUUUAUUUUCUUUUUUAUUUUCAUCUGGUUUUAGUGUCCUACUUUGAUAUAUCUUGAUGUUUGAGUAGAAGUUUGUUGAAUGUUGAAAGCUAGGGACUUAAUUUGAUAUCAUAUCAUCUGAUUGUAACUAAAGAGGGGGCUAAGGCGCAAGGCAUAAGGUGAUUGUGAUUUGAUUUUGUGGACAAAGACACAUUAGUGGUAGUAGUAGUUGUUGUAGUAGCUGCAGUAGUAGUUCUUUCAUGUGUUGUUGCUAGUUGCAGGAGCAACAACGAAACCAACCAUCCUGGGAAUUGUAAAUAUAGUAAUGAAUUUCAUUUUUCUUA